This is a messenger RNA of Quercus lobata, 489 nucleotides long. RefSeq lists its product as uncharacterized. Lineage: Eukaryota; Viridiplantae; Streptophyta; Magnoliopsida; Fagales; Fagaceae. The transcript is spliced from 2 exons. The coding region runs from base 1 to 489 and encodes 162 amino acids. The record is from RefSeq and is a predicted model, not a curated record.
AUGAGCCACGCCUUACGUAAAGCUACUCAGUCACCAUUCUCAGAUGACAUUGAACGGGCCCCAAUGCCGAAUAGGUUCACUCGACCACCAUUUAAUUCCUAUGAUGGGAAAACAGACUCGGUGGAGCACGUCAGCCAUUACAUCCAAAUGAUGUCUCUGCAUACUCACAAUGAUGCGCUGAUGUGUAAGGUAUUUCCCUCAAGCCUUGGGCCCACAGCAUUGAGAUGGUUUAAUGGGUUACAGAAGGGUUCCAUUCACAGUUUUGCCGAGUUAAUCCAAGAAUUCGGUGUUCGUUAUGCCAACCGGUAUUCGGAGAUUUACAAUAAGAUAGCUGGAAGCAAUGAAAAGAUUACGGCGAGCACCUUUAGGAUGGGGCUCCCCGAGGACUCCAGACUACGGGAAUCACUAACAAAGAAGCCUCCCGAGGGUAUGAGGCAGCUAAUGAGGCGCAUUGAGGAGUACAAAUGUCUUGAAGAUGAUCGGCUAUAG